CGGCAGAUGGAUCCCGUGGCCAGCAGCUGCAUGAGGAGCCCCCACCCCCCAACCCCCGUCUGGGGCUGCCUUCGAAAUCCCCACUCCGAAGGCAGUGGGGCCUCAGGGUUACCCCACUACCCGCCAACCCCGUUCUCCUUCCACCAGAAACCAGACUUCUCGGCGACAGCGACAGCAGCUUACCCUGACUUCUCUGCCUCCUGCCUGGCGGCCACCCCACACAGCCUACCCCAGGAGGAGCGCAUCUUCACUGAGCAGCACCCCGCCUUCCCACAACCCCCCGACUGGCACUUCCCUGUCUCGGAGGCCCGGCGCAGGCUUAACCCGGGCCCAGCUGGGAGCUCCAGGGAGAUGGGGGCCAGCAGCCCAGGCCUGGUGGACAACACGGGAGGCCCAGGCGAGGACUAUGAGGUCCUUGGGAGAACUGCUAAUGAGACGGAGAAGAAGUCAAGCAGACGGAAAAAGGAGAGUUCAGACAACCAGGAGAACCGAGGGAAACCAGAGGGCGGCAGCAAGGCCCGCAAGGAGAGGACGGCCUUUACCAAGGAGCAGCUGCGGGAGCUUGAGGCUGAGUUUGCUCACCAUAACUACCUGACCCGGCUCCGGAGAUAUGAAAUCGCUGUGAACCUGGACUUCUCGGUCCGUCAGGUCAAAGUGUGGUUCCAGAACCGAAGAAUGAAGUGGAAGCGUGUGAAGGGAGGUCAGCCCAUCUCCCCUCAUGAGCAAGACCCUGAGGAUGGGGACUCUGCAGCCUCUCCAAGUUCAGAGUGAGAUUCUCCAUGGAGAAAAAAAGACUGAAGACUGAGCCCCUUACCCAGCUACCCCCACCCCAAUCCCACCUUCACCUUCUCCCACUCACCCCAGGCAGCCUCUCCACAUCUUGUAGUGACUUUUGGAUAUGAAGCUGCCCGGUGUUCCUGGGAGCCUUGAAAUUUUCCAGAAAGUUCUGUCCAGCAUUGCUCUGUCUUAGCGGCCCCUUCCCCAGGGCUUUGCUUCCCACAAUUCUCAUGAAAUCAUAUAGCAGCCAGACUGGACCCCAGUGAAGCCAGGAGCAGCUCCAGGGACACUGUUCCUCAGGGUCUCUUGGCUACUGCCCACACCUCCUCCAACCACCCUCCUGGACACCACCCGGCCUGCUGGGAGAGGAGCACUGGGACCAGCUGGUGACUCAUGAAAGCUAAUGCUUCACAAGAAAGGAAAUAACUGAGAC
Messenger RNA from Pteropus alecto (black flying fox), 1210 nucleotides. RefSeq names its product mesenchyme homeobox 1 (gene MEOX1). NCBI's taxonomy places the organism in Eukaryota, Metazoa, Chordata, Mammalia, Chiroptera, Pteropodidae. Bases 7 to 771 code for a protein of 254 amino acids. The record is from RefSeq and is a predicted model, not a curated record. The transcript is spliced from 3 exons. Gene Ontology annotation, molecular function: RNA polymerase II cis-regulatory region sequence-specific DNA binding; DNA-binding transcription factor activity, RNA polymerase II-specific. Gene Ontology annotation, biological process: positive regulation of transcription by RNA polymerase II. Gene Ontology annotation, cellular component: nucleus.